Messenger RNA from Protopolystoma xenopodis, 345 nucleotides. The record is from the annotation of a GenBank genome assembly. NCBI's taxonomy places the organism in Eukaryota, Metazoa, Platyhelminthes, Monogenea, Polystomatidea, Polystomatidae.
AUGUCUGGAAAAGAUCCUCAGUUUGCCAGGUCGGACGGUGGCCGAGACAACAAGACAACUCAAAAAUGUGCACGAGAGGAGGCCACUGGUGCCUCGGAUGAGGACCAGGCCAUCUUUGCAGAGCAUAGUUUCUGGUACCAGCAAAAAAUUGGGCUGCGACCGAGACAAAAUCAGCGUUGUCCCACCGACUGGGUGUGUCCACGGCCCCAGGGAACCGGUAACGGGGACGCCGAAGUCACACGCGACCGCUUCUGCCUCAGACCCCAGACAGGCCAAACAAGCACCGGAAACGAGUCCCUGACAGGCGGUAGGCAUGCCUACAGGCCAACACAAUUGAGUAACUAA